CGCAUCUUGAAAUUAAAGAAAUUGAAGAAAAAUAUUUAAAGGGACAUACCACUAGUCCGUCAACCAUUGUCGAAGCUGCAUUUCAAUCGUCUAACGGCCGUGCGAUUGAAACACUCUUAACAAUUUUUUUCACUCUGACGUGUUAGAGAAGAAAAGUAUAGCGAUGAUAAAUAGGCAACAGCUUCUCUUCUCUUGUUUUCUUCUCAUCGUCGUGCAAGGUGCAGAAAUAGGUCGCGAUGAGUUCUAUUAUGGCCAGUUACCAGAGAACUUCACGUGGGGCGUGUCCACUGCUGCCUAUCAAAUCGAGGGCGCCUGGAACGAGGGAGGCAAGAGUGAACAUAUAUGGGACCGCUUUUGUCACGAGGGUCAUGUCGACCUGAACAUGACAGGGGACGUGGCUUGUGACAGCUACCACAAGUGGCAAGAGGACAUCCAGAUCCUCAAGGAAGUUGGAGUCAAACAUUACAGGAUGUCCAUCGCGUGGACGAGGCUGAUCCCUGACCCAAUAGGUGGCGAGGUGAACCCAGAAGCAGUCAAGUAUUACCUGUCUCUCCUGUCUGGUUUGAAGACUGCCGGCAUUCAGCCCAUGGUCACGCUUUUUCACUGGGACCUUCCUCAGGUGCUAGAGGAUUAUGGGAGCUGGGCCAAUGCGUCCAUCAUUCCGUACUACAAGCACUAUGCGGACCAGGCCUUCGGUCUCUUUGGCCAUCUGGUAAAAUACUGGAUAACCUUCAACGAACCCUGGGUCAUCACAUGGCAAGGCUACGCUACUGGAGAGUAUGCACCCGGAAUUCAGCAGCCUGCCACCCUGCCCUACAAACUUGCCCAUAACAUCAUCAAGUGCCACGCAGAAGCUUACCAUCUUUAUGACCAGAAAUACAGGGCCUCGAUGAAAGGGCUGGUGUCCAUCACCCUCAACUCCGACUUCUUUGCACCCAAGGACCCCAGCAACCCCGCCCACGUGGAAGCCGCAGAGCGAGCCCAACAGUUCUCCUUGGGCUGGUUCGCCAACCCCGUGUAUAAAGAUGGCGACUACCCACAGGUCAUGAAGGACUAUGUUCGUCGGAACAGCGCGGGAGGCGAGUCUAGGCUGCCGGAGUUUACAGAGCAGGAAAAAGCCUUCAUCAAAGGGACCUACGACUUUUUCGGUUUGAAUCACUACUCGACAUCGCUGUGUGAGCCGACAGACGCCGAGUAUCAGGCUCGAGUGCUUCCAGGUUACACCAGAGACAUGGAGGUCAAACUGUCCCGGGACCCCACCUGGCACAAAGCGGCCUCCUACUACCUGUUUUACGUGCCCUGGGGGAUGCGCGGGGUCCUCAACUGGAUUCGAACCUCAUACAACCGGCCGCCCACAGUGGUCACGGAGAACGGAGUGACUGACAACAACGGCACCCUGCAGGACUCCCACCGCAUCGAGUACCUCAAGACCUACAUAGACGAGCUCAUUAAAGCGGUCCUCAUCGACGGAUGUGACGUAAUAGGCUACACUGUCUGGUCCAUCAUGGAUAACUUCGAAUGGGCCCGCGGAUACACGGAGAAGUUCGGAAUCUACUACGUUGACUUCGAUGACCCUCAGAGACCGCGGGUUCCCAAAGAUUCGUCCAGGUUCUACAAGCAGGUCAUCUUAAAUCGAGGCUUCCCGAAUCCGGAGAUUGUUGGUUGAAGAUGUUACUGAGUUACGUAUCUGCCGCCACAGCAAAGUGUACACAAGUAUUCAGCACUGAAAUAAAUGUGAUAUCCUCUCAAUAAAAAGUGAAGUUUAUUGUCA
Molecule: messenger RNA, 1771 nt
Organism: Pomacea canaliculata
Lineage: Eukaryota; Metazoa; Mollusca; Gastropoda; Architaenioglossa; Ampullariidae
Product: lactase-phlorizin hydrolase-like
Exons: 10
Coding region: 164-1666 (500 amino acids)
Biological process (GO): carbohydrate metabolic process
Molecular function (GO): beta-glucosidase activity
Source: RefSeq, a predicted model, not a curated record